Amphibalanus amphitrite is the source of this 2696-nucleotide messenger RNA. RefSeq names its product E3 ubiquitin-protein ligase KCMF1-like. The transcript is spliced from 8 exons. The record is from RefSeq and is a predicted model, not a curated record. The coding region runs from base 332 to 1780 and encodes 482 amino acids. NCBI's taxonomy places the organism in Eukaryota, Metazoa, Arthropoda, Thecostraca, Balanomorpha, Balanidae. Gene Ontology annotation, molecular function: zinc ion binding. Gene Ontology annotation, cellular component: plasma membrane. Gene Ontology annotation, biological process: synaptic signaling.
CACAACACAGAGAAAAAACAGACUGCGGGGAGAGUGCAAGAAUUUGCUGAAAAACAUUUUCGGAGAUCUUAUGGGACUUAAUAUUCAAUGUGCCGUGCUAUAUACGUAAUUUGAGUGAAGUAUUGGGUGCUGUCUCUUUGUGGAGGUGCUGUUCAUCCAAGAAUCACCCAAACUGGUUGUCGCAUCAAGCUGACGAGUUGUUGUUACUUCAACUUUGGUGUCAAUUCGUUCUUUUAUUUUGCAUUGUUAUCACUGUAAUUACCAAGAUUACUCCGUCUCAAAUAUGCUUUAAGCAUAUGGUUUGCUGAUUUUCUAUAAAUAGUGGUAAUUUAUGCCAUUUCUGGUGGCAAAAACUGACAGAGGAAUGUCUCGGCAUGAAGGUGUCAGCUGCGACGCGUGUCUGCGGAGUAACUUCCGCGGCCGGCGCUACAAGUGUCUGAUCUGCUACGACUACGACCUGUGCGCCGGCUGCCACGAGGCCGGCUCCACGACCACGCGCCACACGGCCGACCAUCCGAUGCAGUGCAUCCUCACCCGCACAGAUGCUGAGGUGCUGUACGGCGGCGAGGCGCUGCCUCUGGAACAACCGCGCUCGUUUGUGUGUCCACACUGUGGCCGGAUGGGUUUCACAGAGACGACACUGGCCGACCACGUCAGCGCUCAGCACUCUGACUCCGUCACACAAGUGGUGUGUCCCGUGUGCGCCUCUGUACCGAGCGGAGAGCCGAACCACGUCACCGAGGACCUGCCCACCCACCUGACUGUGGACCACCACCGCGGCGGCGGCAGCGGCGGCCUCUCGGCUCGCGAUCUCAUCUCGUUCGGGGACGAGCCGGCGCCGGCCGGCCGCCAGUCGGCGCGCCGUGUGCCGCACCCGGCUCAGGCGGGCGGCGCACCGCGCAUCCGCCGGUUCAACACGGCUCACUUCAGGUGGGAGGAGUCGAUGGACCCGAUCACGGAGCUCCUGUCUCAGCUGUCUGGCGUGCGUCGCGCCGCCACACUGGUCUCUGGCGGCCCCAGUGUGGGCGCCAUCGGCACGGGCACCGCCUCCCGGCUGCAGCAGCUGCAGGCGCAGGCGGUGCGUCAGCGCGGCGACCGCCCCGCGCGCCGUCAGCCGGCGACGGCGGGCGGCUCGGCCGACGGCAGCACGACGGCCGCGCCCGCCACCGAGGCCGCCGCCGCCGCUGCGCCGCGCCGUCAGGAGGCUGGAGCCGCCGCCUCCGGAGCCGGAGGGGCCACCGCCGCCGACGGACCCCAGUUUCUGCUGGCUAGUAUUCUGGACGAGGAUGACUCGGAGCUGGCCGGCCGUCAAAUGAACAGAGCCGAUCGUAGCGCCUUUGUACAGGAGGUGAUUCUGUCCACUCUUAUUGACUCCAUUGACUCUACGUCGAUAUGUGAAUCGAGCGGCCGUCCGGCGGCGGCUGUCGGCGCGGCCUCCCCCGCUCCCAGCUCGGUAGUCACCAGCCAGCCGGCCGGUCAGAAGGGGCGGGACGCCCGACCCGCGGCCGCCGCCGCCGCCGCAGGCCCGCCGGCUCGCGUGACGCCGCCGUCCGCCGGCCCUCCGGCCGGAGCGGCGGCGGCGGCGGGCCGGCCGGCGGCCGUGUCGUCGCGUCUGCCGGCGGCGCGGCCGGGCCGCGGUGCGCCGCAGCUGCGCGCCUCCGGCCUGGUGCACCACCCGGUCGGCGUGGUGGCCGGGGUGCGCGGUCAGAGAAAGCCGCCGCGGCCGGCCGCCGCCGCCGCUGCUGUGGACGGCAGGCCGGCCGAGCCGUCCGCCCAUUAGCCUGGCGUCGGGUACCGCUCAGGGUGCGCGCCGUCUCUGUCCGCCGCCGCCGUCUCUGCGGAGCCGGCCGGCCGCCUGGACCGGCCGCAGAGAAGUCAGCGCGGCACGGAGGCGGGCGGAGCGGGCCGGUCCGGCCGCACAGCGCGGCCCAGCCGGCCCGGUGUGCUGUGCUCUGCCGAGGGCCGCGGUGCGCGCGGUGUACCGGCGUCCGGAGCCGGGCGCCAGCUCAGUCGCUCGGCUGCGCUGUAGUGCCUGUGAGUGCGUGUGCGUGCGGCGAAUCGCGAGCGACGCGCAGUAUCCUGACGCACAACCAGCCGUAUGAGCUGCCGCCAGCUGCGGGGGCGGCGAGGGCGACCCUGCCGGCCUCUGGGCACCGCGUGCGGCGCCCUCUGUGCUAGUCUGACCGACCGGCCGACUGGACCGCCGAGGGACUGGCGCGAGACGACUAACCUGGCUUCUUUCUGACGACACCCUCUAAGGAGUCGACCGAUCCCAGGUGAGGGAGGGGCGCGGCCCUCGCCGGGACUGGGUGUGGAGCGAGUUUCGCCGCGCGUGAGAGUUGCUGUCGUGAGCCCCGCCUUCUGAAGACGACUGAUAGCGGGAGCCGGCGCGGCGCCGUCCGUCCCGGCCGGCGCCGGCUCUCGACCUCCUGUGAUUGCUGUUUCUGGCGUGUGCGCGAGUCUGUGUGUGUCUGUGCGCGUGUGUUCGCCGUGUGAACGUGCGCGUGUGUCCGGCGCUGAGCGUAACUAGGCGUGUUGGGAGGGGUCAACUCGGGAUGUGAUACAGUUAUCAGUCGCGCGGGCGUCCUUCCCCGCUUAAUGAUGCUUCGAUGAUACACACACUAAAUCACCUAUAAAUCUGUAUAUUACUGUGCUCUCCGAGGAAUGCUAUAAAUAAAAGUUGUUGCUGUACCAGC